CAUACUUACCUUGAUGGGAUAUUCCCCUUCAUGUACCUGGGAGUGUCGGCCGUUGGGUUCUUCCAUUGCACGGCGACCUUGUCCCCAGAGGAACCUGGCGGUUUGUACGGUCCUAUGGGCCGUGCACCGUCUCAAUAUUUUCCUGUCCCACUCCGGCCCUCGGGCUGGGUGGGCCAUUUUUUUUUGGCCGGUUCGCUGGGCUAA
This is a messenger RNA of Stereum hirsutum FP-91666 SS1, 204 nucleotides long. RefSeq lists its product as uncharacterized. NCBI's taxonomy places the organism in Eukaryota, Fungi, Basidiomycota, Agaricomycetes, Russulales, Stereaceae. The transcript has a single exon. The record is from RefSeq and is a predicted model, not a curated record. The annotation marks the transcript as partial.